AAAGACUAAAAUGUAUUUAGUCUAUUCUUGCCUUCACAUCCUUGCUUUGAUGGGCUGAUAAACAUCGAACUCGACCUUUCGGUAGAUGUCUUAUAAUCUUUCUUUUUUUAAUCAGUCAUUCGGCAUCUGAUCUGAUCUGGAUUUUGAUGAGGAUGAGGAUGAAGGCCUUGGUGUUUUAUCCCGUGGUGAUUAUAAUCGCCCUGAGCAUGAGAAUUCCCUGUGCCUUUGGUCUGGAUGUACGUCUAAUUGGAGGACCUGACAUCUACAGUGGUCGAGUAGAGGUUCGUCAUAAUGGUGUCUGGGGUACUGUCUGCGAUGACGGGUGGGAUAUCCAAGCUGCAACAGUCGUCUGUAAAAUGCUUGGCUUUGAGAACGCAUCGAUGUCCACUGGUUAUGCAUCAUAUGGCGAAGGCUCAGGCAGUAUCUUCCUGGAUAAUGUUCACUGCAGUGGACUGGAGACCGAUCUAGGAGAGUGCAGUCACCGUGGGUUUGAAGUUCAUGAUUGUCAACAUAACGAGGAUGCGGGCGUUGUGUGCUCUCGAAACGAUCCCGAUCUUCAAGUUCGUCUAGUUGAUGGACAAACCGCCUUAGAAGGUCGCGUUGAGGUGGUCUUUAACGGUUCUUGGGGAACAGUUUGCGAUGAUUUCUGGGACUUGGACGACGCCAGAGUUGUAUGCAGAAUGCUUGGCUUUCAGACCGCAAUGAGAGCAGUCUCAAGUGCUGGAUACGGUGAAGGUUCUGGAAGCAUCAUUCUUGAUGACGUCGAAUGCCUUGGGACAGAACGCAACCUUGCUGAAUGCUCCCACAAUGGAUAUGAGAUUCAUAAUUGUGUACACAGCGAAGACGCUGGUGCUGUCUGCGCUAAUGUUCGUCUAGUUGGUGGACGAACCGCCUUAGAAGGUCGCGUUGAAGUGCUCUUUGAAGGUUCUUGGGGAACAGUUUGCGAUGAUGGCUGGGACUUGAACGACGUCAGAGUUGUAUGCAGAAUGCUUGGCUUUGAGACCGCAGUGAGAGCAGUCACGAGCGCUGAAUACGGACCAGGUUCUGGAAGCAUCAUUCUUGAUGAAGUCAGAUGCCUUGGGACAGAACGCAACCUUGAUGAAUGCACCCACAGGGGAUAUGAGAAUCAUAAUUGUGGACAUAGCGAAGAGGCUGGUGCUGUCUGCGCUAAUGCUGAUCAGAUUCAUGAUUCUGGACAUAGCGAAGACGCUGGUGCUGUCUGCGCUAAUGGUGAGAUUAUGCUCAUGGAACUCAAAGAUCUUCAAGUUCGUCUAGUUGGUGGACAAACCGCCUUAGAAGGUCGCGUUGAGGUGUUUUUUAACGGUUCUUGGGGAACAGUUUGUGAUGAUUCCUGGGAUUUGAACGACGCCAGAGUUGUAUGCAGAAUGCUUGGCUUUCAGAUCGCAGUGAGAGCAGUCGCGAGCGCUGAAUACGGACCAGGUUCUGGAAGCAUCAUUUUUGACAAUGUCAGAUGCCUUGGGACAGAACGCAACCUCGCUGAAUGCUUCCACAAUGGAUAUGAGAAUCAUGAUUGUGGACAUAGCGAAGACGCUGGUGCUGUCUGUGCUAAUGACACCACGAUUGAGCAUUUUGAAGUUCGUCUUGUCGAUGGAAGAAGCAGGAAUGAAGGAAGGGUUGAGAUGUUCUACAACACAUCCUGGGGGACGUUGUGUGGUGUUGGAUGGGACUUGAGAGAAGCCGACGUGGUAUGUAGAAUGCUGGGGUUCACGGAUGCUUCAGACGUGCUACAUAAUGCAGCGUUCGGUGAAGGAAUCGGAAUGGUCUUUCUGGAAGGUAUCUCCUGUCUUGGAUCAGAGAACAUCCUGAUUGGCUGUGUCUUCACAUCUUUGGAAGCGAACAGCUGUCCACAUAGUCAGGAUGUCGGAGUCAUGUGCUUUGAUAUCGAAGGCCAAAUUGACCCCAACAUCCUCAUUGGGACAUCCAGAACAUGUCUAUCAUGGUUCGACUGUUAA
Strongylocentrotus purpuratus (purple sea urchin) is the source of this 1973-nucleotide messenger RNA. Its product is annotated as deleted in malignant brain tumors 1 protein-like. NCBI's taxonomy places the organism in Eukaryota, Metazoa, Echinodermata, Echinoidea, Camarodonta, Strongylocentrotidae. The transcript has 8 exons. The coding region runs from base 147 to 1973 and encodes 608 amino acids. The record is from RefSeq and is a predicted model, not a curated record. Gene Ontology annotation, cellular component: membrane.